Molecule: messenger RNA, 1075 nt
Organism: Aspergillus melleus
Lineage: Eukaryota; Fungi; Ascomycota; Eurotiomycetes; Eurotiales; Aspergillaceae
Exons: 4
Coding region: 1-972 (323 amino acids)
Biological process (GO): transmembrane transport; carbohydrate transport
Cellular component (GO): membrane
Molecular function (GO): carbohydrate:proton symporter activity
Source: RefSeq, a predicted model, not a curated record
AUGUUGGCCACACUCAAACAGACCCCAUUAUACCAGGACUUGAAUUGGCGGCUGCGCAAGUAUGGAGCUUAUGACGCGGAUCGUGAUCAAUGGGCGAUUCCCUCUGACAAGACGUCCGUGGGAACCGGAACUGGCUCGGCGGGUAUCAUCCUUGGUUGUAUCCUGGCGCCAGUCAUCACUUCACGAUUUGGUCGCAAGAUUGGCUUCAUGACCUUGUCGUGCCUUAUGAUCGUGGGAGUUAUCUUGGAAGCGAGUGCCGUUACGUCUUUCUGGCAGCUGGCCGUUGGGAGAAUCAUCGUUUACUCGGGGAUUGGGUUGGCUUCGAAUGUCGUUCCAACAUACUUAUCGGAAUGUUCAUCCCAGCGUGUUCGAGGCGCCUUUCUGUCGCUUUAUUCAUUCUUCACGUCGCUUGGCGUUUUCAUGGCAACCCUUGUUGUCUACCUAUCCCGCAACAGAAGCGAUAGCUCUCAGUAUCUGAUCGUGAUCUGCUGCCAACUAUUCGUCCCAGUUGGCUAUCUGCUCGCCUACCCUUUCCUCCCCGAGUCACCCCGAUAUCUCGUUUACCGGGGUAGAUUUGCGGAAGCAGAAGCGGUCAUGAAAAAGCUAUCCAACCACCCGGAGACGAUCCCGCAAGAGAUUGAAAAGCUGCGAGUUCAAAUCGACGAACAACGAGAGCUCCAUAAAGCGACGAUGGUGUUGGACUGUUUCAAAGGCACCAAUCUCCGACGAACGGUUGCGGCGAUGGGCGUUCAAAUACUCCAACAAGCACAAGGAGUCUCAUUCAUCCAGAAUCUUAUCGUCACCUUUAUGCAGCAGAUGGGAUUCCCAGACCCCCUCAAGACUAACGUCCUCGUCACCGGGUGUUCCUUUGUGGCCCAUUUCAUUACGUUCAUCACGCUCGACAAGCUGGGCCGUCGCAACUCCCUCUUCCUCGGCUCUGUCGGCCACGCUGCGACAAUGCUGGGCACGUAGGGCGCCAUUGAAUCGAGUCCGACGGUCGCCGACCUCUCCUCGCAAGCAAAGAACGCCUGUGCCGCUUUGCUGAUCUUGUGGUAUUGCAUCUACGGCUUCACGU